GACACCGGUCGGACUCGCCAGGUGAGUUUCACCGCGGGAGGGAUCUGGGAUCGGUUUCCCUUCCUGUCGUUUAACCCUUCCUUAAGGCGGUGUUCAUAGCGAGCUCUGACCUGGGGUCAGUGUGAGAGUGUCUAAGAUCGAAGGGAUGUUUCCACACCUCUCACUGUGAAGAAAGACCGAGAUUCAUCAGCAGCGAGCAAAGGUCCAGGUCCCAAUGUCUUCAGGAGGGUUUGGUUCUGAGCCCUGGUUCCACCGGGUGGGAGAUCCACACUACGACCAGGUCCCCGGGGGCUCCUCAUGGCAUGACCCGGAUCUUCCUAUGCCUCCGGGCCCCUUGCAUGAAAUAGGGCCAGCUGUGAGCUUGGAACCCCUUCCUCCUCCCCCUCUACCUGCGCAGCCAGCUGUUGGAGGUGAAUCCUUGUACCACCCCAGCGAUGAUGAGCCAAUGGACGGUGACAAUGAUGCCAUGGACAUUAAACCAGUCCAUCGCUUCAUACCCACCUCCCUCAAGAACUUCUUCCGUGGCAAUAGCGGUAAAAGUGUCAGCAAUGGUUGGACCAUCCCUCCUCCCCCGCCUUUAUCGGCCACUUACUCCACUGCCCCCUCAUCCACUAAGAGUGCCAGCUGCCGGACAACAGCAGGAGUCCCCUGCUCACCACCCAACUCUGCCCCUCCCUCUCCGUCCCUGCCAUGGUCCAACCGGGACCCCUACUCUGGGGGCAGCUACACCUCUCAGAAGGAGCGAGACGGGUUGUUGCUCGGCAGCGAAGCCCUCGACUCCGUAUCAGCCGUGCCCACCAAUCUGUCGGCCCUAACUUACCACGAGCGGGUGGAGGAGUACCACCUGCGCUACGCAUACAUGAAGUCCUGGGCCGGCCUGCUGAGGAUCCUAGGCUGUGUGGAGCUGCUGAUGGGAGCUGCAGUGUUCGCCUGCGUCUGUGCUUAUGUUCAUAAGGACAACGAGUGGUUCAAUAUGUAUGGGUACUCCCAGCCGCAGCUUUUUGGGGGGCUCGGCGGUGGUGUUGGUGGAUAUGGGGGCGACCCCUACACGGGCCCCAAGACGCCGUUUGUCCUUGUGGUGGCUGGUCUUGCAUGGAUCGUGACUGUUAUCCUGGUCGUUCUCGGCAUGAGCUUGUACUACAGAACCAUCCUUCUAGACUCUUCUUGGUGGCCCCUCACCGAGUGUUCCAUCAACCUGGUCUUGGGGGUGCUGUAUUUAACAGCAGGGAUCUUGUAUGUGAGGGACACCACGCGAGGGGGGCUAUGCUACCUCCCGGUGUUCAAUAACGGAUUAAAUGGGGCAUUUUGUCGCACAGAGGCUGGCCAGACGGCAGCCAUCGUCUUCCUCUUCAUCACCAUGGUGCUGUACUUCAUUGGUGCAGGAGUGUGUCUGAAGCUGUGGAGGCAUGAAGCGGCCAGGAUGAGGAAGGAGGGGCUGGCAUAUGAGAGGAAAACCAUUGGAUCGUCGCUCCCUCUGUCUAUCCUGGGUCCAUCCUCCAGGGUCUCUGAGCAGACUCCUCUGCCCACUCUCCAGCCGGACAUCAUGGGCUCCACCGAAUACUCUGCUCCUGUGAUGGCACGGGAGCCUGAGAUCCUCCGAGGCCACAUACCAGCCGGACACAUCCCCAAACCUGUCAUAAUAGCCGACUAUGUGGCAAAGUACCCCAGCAUCCGCUCAGACGAGGAGAGGGACCAGUACAAGGCUGUAUUCAACGACCAGCACGCCGAGUACAAAGAGCUGCAUGCUGAGGUCCAGGCCAUGGCCAAGAGGUUUGAAGAGAUGGACGAGAUGAUGCAGAAACUUCCCUCCCGGCCUUCUAGCCAAAUGGAGAAGGAGCGGAUCAAUGGCAUUUUAUCUGACUACCAAAGGAAGAAAGCUGAUCCAACGUAUUUAGAAAAAAGGGAGAGAUGCGACUACCUGAAGAACAAGCUCUCUCACAUCAAGCAGAAGAUUCAGGAGUACAACAAGGGCAUGGAAACAGUCUAUGGCGCAGACACGUAUGUUAUUGUUGAACGCGGCAAAAACGAAGCCUCACAAAAAGUGAAUCGAAAUGAAAAUCCUCGGGGCAAGCUCCAGUUGGAUUUCAGUAUGCCGAACAAUAAAAGAAAAUCCCCUCUGCACCAUAUGGGCAAACACCAUGGCAGCAGACCCAGGCACAGCGAGGUCAUGUCCAAACCAGCCUUUUCCUCCUACCAAGGAGGGAAGAUCCUUCACUUCUACCGCUGGACGUCACCACCCGGAGUAAUGAAGAUAUUGUGUAUCAUCAUCAUCAUCCUGUGCGUGGCUGUGUUUGCUUGUGUGGCCUCCACAUUGGCCUGGGACUACGACGUAGGUUCCCUAGGUGUGGGAGGUGGCGCUGGCUUGAUACCAGGUUAUGGCAGCUCAUUGGGUGGCUCGUACGGUGGCUCAUAUGGCGGCGGUUUUGGCAGCUCAUAUGGAGGCGGCGCUGGUGGCUCGUAUGGAGGCGGUGCUGGUGGCUAUGGAGAAACAGAAUUGAGUCCAGCAGCGGCCAAAGGCUUCAUCAUCGCCAUUUCUGCCAUAACCUUCAUAGCUGCGCUCAUCAUAUUCGUGUUGGUUAUUUCGAGGCAAAAUGCGGCCCGCUCACCGAAGUUCUACCUAGCAACCAUAAUCAUCUGUGCCAUUUUGGCAUUUCUGAUGAUCAUCUCCACUAUCGUGUACCUGGUGUCGGUGAACCCAACAGCCCAGUCCACAGGAUCCGUCUACUACAGCCAGGUCCAGCAACUGUGUGCCCAGUAUCAGACCCAGAGCCAGGCCCAGGGUAUCUUCCUCAACCAGUACCUCUACCAUUACUGUGUGGUGGAGCCCCAGGAGGUCAUAGCCAUCGUCCUUGCCAUCCUGGUGUUUAUUGCCCUCAUCAUCCUGCUCGUGUUUGCAGUCAAGACUCGCACCAACAUCAGGCGCUGGGGCCAGGAUCGCAUUCUCUGGGAGGAACUGACGGUUGUCAAUCAUGGUCUUCAAAACAGUGUCGGGGAUUGGGUGAGCAAAGUGUCAGGUUACCCAGAGGUGCUGCUGAAUGAGGCUAAUCACGUAGGGAGGGGAUCCAGGGACUAUGUGGACCAGCUGGACCACCAUAAGCCUCUUUACCUGCCAGGAGACUCGGAAAUCAGCAGCUCUGUGGGAGGCCCCAAGCCCCGGCUGCAAGGCUACGACACUGGUGUGGAGUCUGGAGAUGACCUGGAGGAGGAGGAGGACUUUAAUGUUUUGUUUCCUUCCAUUGCGGAUGAGCAAGAGCGUCUGAACUACAAGCGUGAGUUUGACCUGGAACAUCAGGAGUACAAGAGCCUGCAGGCUGAGCUGGAAAGCAUCAACCUGGACCUGGCUAACUUGGGCCGAGAGCUGGGCCGGCACCCCGAGGGCAGUCCCCAGUUCCUGGACGCCUUGGACAAACACAGCAGACUGAAGAAUCUCAAGAAGUCCCCACACUACCAGGUUAAGAAGAAAAGGUGUAAAUAUCUCAGGUCCAAACUGUCACACAUCAAAAGAAGGAUCAGCAACUACGACCGUCGGCCAUGAAGCUCCACCUCGGACCCCCCCACUAACUAACCCCUGUGACUUCCAGGACAAACGAUAGGAAGUGACAUAUGCAAUAUUUUUUUAUCUACUAUUUUUCCGAAGUUAGAAAGUCUGAGAUGUUAAAUUAGAUGGUUUUGUGUCAGUACUUUCAUGAAGCAGUUUCUUUUGUAGCCUUUUUAAAAACCUGUUUUAUAUUUGUUUGUACAAUGAAGGAACCGCUAACAUGAGACCUAUGAAUAUAUUAAUUUGCACCAUUAAGUUGCUGACAAUCCUAUGUAAAUAAUGUGUAUUUCUAGUGCAUUCUUCUCUACUAUUUGUUCUUAUUAUAUACCUUAGACCUUGGGGGUAUUAAAAGGAAAUGAAUAAAUGAUGGCUGGGUUCGCUUUAGGUGCAUCGUGAAGAAUUACAUUUGUGAUUACGAUUAAAAAGAAGAUGAACAAAUCUUCCCACCUAGUCAAUAUACUUGUAUCCAGCACCUCUUGAUGAAAUUGAUGCUUGUUGUGCUGUUUUACUGAACUGAUGUAAAAGGUGGUUUAGUUCCUUCUGUCAUUGGUAAUAACGUUUUAGAGAAAGCACGUUUAUAAGAUUGCAAUAAAGAAAAGUGAGU
Messenger RNA from Pungitius pungitius (ninespine stickleback), 4142 nucleotides. RefSeq lists its product as uncharacterized. Bases 215 to 3535 code for a protein of 1106 amino acids. Gene Ontology annotation, cellular component: apical plasma membrane; cytoplasmic vesicle; bicellular tight junction. The record is from RefSeq and is a predicted model, not a curated record. Gene Ontology annotation, biological process: bicellular tight junction assembly. The transcript is spliced from 16 exons. NCBI's taxonomy places the organism in Eukaryota, Metazoa, Chordata, Actinopteri, Perciformes, Gasterosteidae.